Molecule: messenger RNA, 759 nt
Organism: Brenthis ino (lesser marbled fritillary)
Lineage: Eukaryota; Metazoa; Arthropoda; Insecta; Lepidoptera; Nymphalidae
Source: the annotation of a GenBank genome assembly
AUGGGAUAUCCAAGUAUAAUUGCUGUAAAGAUCAUUUCAGCCACCACUUCUUCCGCGGCGUGGUCUCGGGCCUGCGAUGGUAUGCUGCUCGCGUGGCUGCUGCGGGCUCUCGCGCUCGCACUGCUGCCCAUAUCGCCCCUCAGCGCCGAUGUUAUAUUCAGAGUGCCAGAAGUCGUGGUACGUCCAAUCUCCGGUGCGAAGUCAGUAGGCAUAGGGCCGAGCAACAGCAGUCGGAAUGACUCCGAGCGGUGGACUGAACAUGAAGUGGAAGUGCAGUACGAGGAGUACUUCGUAGAGCAUGAGGUCUCUACUACUGCGGCGAGGCAUGCUGCUGCAACGCUAAAUGUUGAUGCAAUUCCAGAUUCUCCACCUGGAUGCGGCACGUGUUCUCGCCGCGAGAUGGAAUACUGUGAAACACGGGUCCUUGCUGACCACUGCUGCUGUGAACGUCAUUACCUCCCUGAGCCCUUUCCCUGGCUACCACAUACUUGCUACGUGGGGCCACAUCGAUGUCGACCCCUCGCUCAUGAUUGCGUGAGAUACGUCAGGCUUCGUGAUUGUUGCUGCUAUAAAAAACUUGCUGAACGAUGGUUGAACAUGUCUUGGUCACGAGGUGACUGGAGUGUCGCGACACCUCGCAACGCCAGAGUCUUCAUCAGCAGUCCAUUAGGGAAGGGUAUACUGUCGAAGUCAUCUCGUUUAAGUGUAGGUGAAAUAUCUCUUCUACUGCUGUCCAUGUUGCUGUUUGUAGCGUACCUG